Molecule: messenger RNA, 9921 nt
Organism: Rhea pennata
Lineage: Eukaryota; Metazoa; Chordata; Aves; Rheiformes; Rheidae
Gene: ITPR1
Product: inositol 1,4,5-trisphosphate receptor type 1
Exons: 59
Coding region: 494-8632 (2712 amino acids)
Biological process (GO): calcium ion transmembrane transport
Cellular component (GO): membrane; endoplasmic reticulum
Molecular function (GO): inositol 1,4,5 trisphosphate binding; inositol 1,4,5-trisphosphate-gated calcium channel activity
Source: RefSeq, a predicted model, not a curated record
CGGUUGGCGGGGGAGGGCGGUUUCCCGCCCGCUCGAGGCCGCCGCCGCCUGCGGCCGUUAACGUCCGUGAGGAGAACGCGCGCGCGCGGGGGGCAGCAACCGCCCGCGUCAGCCCGUCGGCGGGGAAAGCCCGGGGGCCACGGGCCUGCCUUUGGGUAUUCCCGCUGUGCGAGGUCAAAAGCGGCGGCGACUGGGGGUCACUUUCGGUGACCGGUUACGUUAUUUGGCUGGUUUUGCAGCAAGGGGACGUUCAGAUUGCAUAGGCUGGGCGGCGGCGAGGACUGGCCCUUCGUGAGCUCUCUGGGAAACCAAGUACUGAACGUGCCCCUGCAAUGGCAAGAACGUGCAGCGUGGGUGCGCGGACCCAUCAAGAUACCUGCGCGCCUUUAAGUAACUUAAAGCUGAAGGACAGCCAACAUCCUGUAGAUAAUGUGAGUGUCAGAGACUCCCUCGAGAUGUAGGUGUAAGGCACAAAAAGGGCAAUAAGCCAGAGAUGACUGACAAGAUGUCGAGCUUCCUUCAUAUUGGAGAUAUUUGUUCUCUCUAUGCAGAGGGCUCAACAAAUGGAUUUAUUAGCACCUUGGGCCUUGUGGAUGAUCGGUGUGUUGUACAGCCAGAAGCAGGUGAUCUUAACAACCCCCCAAAAAAGUUCAGAGAUUGCCUGUUUAAACUAUGUCCUAUGAACCGGUACUCUGCUCAAAAGCAGUUCUGGAAAGCGGCAAAACCAGGAGCUAACAGCACAACAGAUGCAGUGCUACUCAAUAAACUGCAUCAUGCAGCAGAUUUGGAAAAGAAACAGAAUGAAACUGAGAACAGAAAACUGCUAGGAACAGUUAUCCAGUAUGGCAAUGUCAUCCAGCUGCUUCAUUUAAAAAGUAACAAAUACUUAACAGUAAAUAAGAGGCUUCCAGCUCUGCUAGAGAAGAAUGCUAUGAGGGUGACCUUGGAUGAAGCUGGGAAUGAAGGUUCCUGGUUCUACAUACAGCCAUUCUACAAGCUACGCUCCAUUGGGGACAGUGUUGUCAUUGGAGACAAAGUAGUACUGAAUCCUGUCAAUGCUGGCCAGCCUCUUCAUGCCAGUAGUCAUCAGCUUGUUGAUAAUCCUGGAUGCAAUGAGGUGAACUCUGUGAAUUGCAAUACAAGUUGGAAAAUAGUUCUUUUCAUGAAAUGGAGUGAUAAUAAAGAUGAUAUUCUUAAAGGGGGGGACGUGGUGAGAUUGUUUCAUGCAGAGCAGGAGAAGUUUCUGACCUGUGAUGAGCACAGGAAGAAGCAGCACGUCUUCCUGAGAACUACAGGGAGGCAGUCAGCCACUUCUGCAACGAGUUCAAAAGCACUGUGGGAAGUAGAGGUGGUGCAGCAUGAUCCUUGUCGUGGUGGCGCAGGAUACUGGAAUAGCCUUUUUAGAUUCAAACAUCUUGCUACUGGACACUACUUAGCAGCAGAGGUAAACCCUGACUAUGAGGAAGAUGACCAGGAGUGUCAAUCCUCACUGGAUCCUGAGCAAGAUGCCUCCAGGAGAGGCUUGAGCAGUGCGCAGGAGAGGAUGGCAUACUCCUUGGUGUCAGUGCCUGAAGGAAAUGAUAUCUCUUCCAUAUUUGAGUUGGACCCUACAACGCUGCGAGGAGGAGACAGCCUUGUCCCCAGGAACUCUUAUGUCAGACUUAGACACCUUUGCACUAACACUUGGGUCCAUAGUACCAAUAUCCCUAUUGAUAAAGAAGAAGAAAAACCUGUGAUGCUUAAAAUUGGUACCUCUCCAGUGAAAGAGGACAAAGAAGCUUUUGCUAUAGUACCAGUUUCUCCUGCAGAGGUUCGGGACUUGGAUUUUGCAAAUGACGCAAGUAAAGUUUUAGGUUCCAUUGCUGGCAAAUUGGAAAAAGGAACAAUAACCCAGAAUGAAAGAAGAUCUGUUACCAAAUUAUUGGAAGAUCUGGUCUACUUUGUUACUGGUGGAACUAAUUCUGGACAAGAUGUCCUUGAAGUGGUGUUCUCUAAACCUAAUAGAGAACGACAAAAACUGAUGAGAGAGCAGAAUAUUUUAAAGCAGAUUUUCAAGUUGUUGCAAGCACCGUUUACGGACAGUGGUGAUGGCCCAAUGUUGCGACUGGAGGAACUUGGAGAUCAGCGUCAUGCUCCCUUCAGGCACAUAUGCCGGCUUUGCUACAGAGUGCUAAGACACUCUCAGCAGGAUUAUAGGAAGAAUCAGGAAUACAUUGCCAAGCAGUUUGGCUUCAUGCAGAAACAAAUUGGCUAUGAUGUCUUGGCAGAGGACACUAUUACAGCACUGCUUCAUAAUAAUCGCAAGCUCUUGGAGAAGCACAUCACUGCUGCUGAGAUUGACACAUUCGUUAGUCUUGUGAGGAAAAAUAGGGAGCCCAGGUUUUUGGAUUAUCUCUCAGAUCUGUGUGUUUCCAUGAACAAAUCUAUUCCAGUGACACAGGAGCUGAUUUGUAAAGCUGUACUGAAUCCAGCAAAUGCAGACAUACUUAUUGAAACUAAGUUGGUCCUCUCUCGAUUUGAGUUUGAAGAAGUGUCGAGUGGAGAAAAUGCCUUGGAAGUUGGAGAAGAUGAGGAAGAAGUGUGGCUAUUCUGGAGAGACAGUAACAAGGAAAUCCGCAGUAAGAGUAUCAGAGAGUUGGCUCAGGAUGCUAAGGAAGGGCAGAAGGAAGAUCGGGACGUACUCAGCUAUUACAGAUACCAACUAAACCUCUUUGCUAGAAUGUGCCUUGACCGACAGUACCUGGCCAUAAAUGAAAUAUCUGGUCAGCUGGAUGUAGAUCUCAUUCUCCGUUGCAUGUCUGAUGAAAACUUGCCAUAUGAUUUGAGAGCAUCUUUCUGCCGGCUGAUGCUUCAUAUGCAUGUUGAUCGUGACCCUCAAGAACAAGUAACACCGGUGAAGUAUGCUCGUCUGUGGUCUGAGAUACCUUCUGAAAUUGCUAUUGAUGACUAUGACAGCAGUGGAACUUCCAAAGAUGAAAUUAAGGAGAGAUUUGCGCAAACAAUGGAAUUUGUAGAGGAAUAUUUAAGAGAUGUGGUGUGUCAGAGGUUCCCUUUCUCUGAUAAAGAGAAAAAUAAGCUCACUUUUGAGGUUGUUAACUUAGCCAGAAAUCUGAUAUAUUUUGGUUUCUACAACUUCUGUGACCUCCUCAGACUAACCAAAAUCCUCCUUGCUAUAUUAGACUGUGUGCACAUCACUACCAUCUUCCCCAUUACCAAGAUGGCAAAAGGCGAGGAAAGUAAAGGGAGCAAUGUGAUGAGAUCAAUCCAUGGAGUUGGUGAGCUGAUGACCCAGGUGGUGCUCAGAGGUGGUGGGUUCCUACCCAUGACCCCUCUUGCUGCUGCUCCUGAAGGUAACGUCAAGCAAAGUGAACCGGAGAAAGAAGACAUCCUAGUAAUGGAUACUAAGCUGAAGAUAAUUGAAAUACUUCAGUUUAUUUUGAAUGUGAGAUUGGACUACAGAAUCUCCUGCCUGUUAUGUAUAUUUAAGCAUGAAUUUGAUGAAAGCAAUGCCCAGAUGUCUGAAUCACCCACUGGAAGCAGUAAUCAGGAACUGCCAGCUAAUGUACCAGGAGCCCUAGACUUUGAACAUAUUGAAGAGCAAGCUGAGGGGAUCUUUGGUGGAAGGAAAGAGAAUACACCAUUGGAUUUGGAUGAUCAUGGUGGUAGAACAUUUCUCAGAGUUCUGUUGCAUUUAACGAUGCAUGAUUACCCUCCUCUGGUGUCUGGAGCACUUCAGCUACUCUUCCGACACUUUAGUCAGAGGCAAGAAGUCCUUCAAGCUUUUAAACAGGUUCAACUGCUUGUUACCAGCCAAGACGUUGACAACUACAAACAGAUAAAGCAAGAUUUGGACCAGCUGAGGUCUAUUGUGGAAAAAUCAGAGCUUUGGGUGUACAAAGGCCAGGGUCCUGAUGAGACAAUGGAUGGAGUGCAAGGUGAAAAUGAACACAAGAAAAAAGAGGAAGGUCACAGCAAGUCACAGAAACCUGAAAGUACAAGCAGCUACAACUACCGUGUUGUAAAAGAGAUUUUGCUGCGGCUUAGCAAGCUCUGCGUUCAAGAAAGUGCUUCAGUCCGGAAAAGCCGGAAGCAGCAGCAGAGACUUCUGAGGAACAUGGGGGCUCACACAGUUGUGCUGGAGUUGUUGCAAAUCCCUUAUGAAAAGGCUGAAGACACAAGGAUGCAGGAGAUAAUGAAGCUUGCUCAUGAGUUUUUACAGAACUUUUGUGCUGGAAACCAACAGAACCAGGCACUGCUGCACAAGCACAUAAACCUGUUUCUUAACCCAGGGAUUCUGGAAGCAGUAACAAUGCAACACAUUUUCAUGAACAACUUCCAGCUUUGCAGUGAGAUUAAUGAAAGAGUUGUUCAACACUUUGUCCACUGUAUAGAAACACAUGGCAGAAAUGUUCAGUACAUAAAGUUCCUGCAGACAAUUGUCAAGGCGGAAGGAAAAUUCAUUAAGAAAUGCCAAGAUAUGGUAAUGGCUGAGCUGGUGAAUGCAGGAGAAGAUGUCCUGGUGUUUUACAAUGACAGAGCCUCCUUCCAGACUUUGGUGCAAAUGAUGAGAUCAGAGAGGGAUCGGAUGGAUGAAAACAGCCCACUGAUGUACCAUAUCCAUUUAGUAGAACUGCUGGCUGUGUGUACCGAAGGCAAAAAUGUCUACACAGAAAUAAAAUGCAACUCUCUCCUUCCUUUGGAUGACAUUGUUAGGGUAGUAACCCAUGAAGAUUGCAUACCUGAGGUUAAAAUUGCAUACAUUAACUUCUUGAAUCAUUGCUAUGUGGACACAGAAGUAGAAAUGAAAGAGAUUUACACCAGUAAUCAUAUGUGGAAGCUGUUUGAGAACUUCCUGGUUGACAUCUGUCGGGCUUGUAACAACACCAGUGACAGAAAGCAUGCUGACUCCAUAUUGGAGAAGUACGUCACAGAAAUAGUGAUGAGUAUAGUCACCACUUUCUUCAGUUCCCCGUUCUCCGAUCAGAGCACUACUUUGCAGACCCGCCAACCUGUGUUUGUACAAUUGCUACAAGGUGUGUUCCGAGUCUACCAUUGCAACUGGUUAAUGCCAAGUCAAAAGGCAUCAGUGGAAAGCUGCAUUCGGGUGCUCUCAGAUGUAGCAAAAAGCCGAGCAAUUGCAAUUCCUGUAGACUUGGACAGUCAGGUGAACAAUCUCUUCCUGAAAUCUCAUAACAUUGUACAGAAAACUGCAAUGAACUGGCGAAUGACUGCAAGGAAUGCUGCUCGCAGAGAUUCGGUGCUUGCUGCCUCCAGGGAUUAUCGAAACAUCAUUGAGAGAUUGCAGGACAUAGUGUCAGCCUUAGAGGACCGCUUACGGCCUCUUGUCCAAGCAGAGUUAUCCGUACUGGUAGACGUACUUCAUAGGCCUGAACUGCUCUUCCCAGAGAAUACAGAUGCAAGAAGGAAAUGUGAAAGCGGAGGUUUCAUUUGCAAGUUAAUAAAGCAUACUAAACAGCUGCUAGAGGAGAAUGAGGAGAAACUAUGUAUUAAAGUAUUGCAGACACUCAGGGAAAUGAUGACCAAAGAUAGAGGCUAUGGAGAAAAGGGUGAGGCACUCAGGCAAGUUUUGGUCAACCGUUACUAUGGCAACGUCAGACCGGCGGGAAGACGAGAGAGCCUCACGAGCUUUGGCAAUGGCCCGCUAUCUGCUGGAGGCGCUAGUAAAGCCGGGGGAGGAGGAGGAAGCUCCGGAUCAAGCUCAGUGAGCCGAGGUGAGAUGAGUUUGGCAGAUGUCCAGUGUCAUCUGGAUAAAGAAGGUGCAUCCAACCUGGUUAUAGACCUCAUCAUGAAUGCCACCAGUGACAGAGUCUUUCAUGAGAGCAUCCUACUAGCCAUUGCCCUUCUGGAAGGUGGGAACACUACAAUACAGCAUUCAUUCUUCUGCCGACUAACAGAAGAUAAGAAAUCUGAAAAGUUCUUUAAGGUUUUCUAUGAUCGCAUGAAAGUGGCACAGCAAGAAAUCAAGGCUACUGUCACAGUCAACACAAGUGACUUAGGAAAUAAAAAGAAAGAUGAAGACUCAGACAGAGAAGUACCAAACAGAAAAAGAGUGAGAGAGCCUAUGACCCAAAUCACAGAGGAAGUCCGGGAUCAGUUACUAGAGGCUUCAGCAGCUACAAGAAAAGCUUACAACGCUUACCGGAGGGAAGCUGAUCCUGAUGACCAUUAUUCAGCUGCAGAAGGAGCACAGUCUGCAGCAGACAAGAGCAAGGAUGACUUGGAGAUGAGUGCAGUGAUUUCAAUAAUGCAGCCCAUCCUCCGUUUCUUACAGCUACUCUGUGAAAACCACAAUCGGGAUUUGCAGAAUUUCCUACGCUGCCAGAACAACAAGACAAACUACAAUUUGGUGUGUGAGACACUGCAGUUUCUGGACUGUAUCUGUGGAAGCACAACUGGUGGACUUGGACUUCUUGGCCUGUAUAUAAAUGAGAAAAACGUGGCACUGAUCAACCAGACGCUGGAAAGUUUGACUGAGUACUGUCAGGGGCCUUGCCACGAAAACCAGAACUGCAUUGCUACUCAUGAAUCCAAUGGUAUUGACAUAAUCACAGCAUUAAUUCUCAAUGACAUCAACCCUUUGGGAAAGAAGAGGAUGGACCUUGUGUUAGAACUGAAGAACAAUGCUUCAAAAUUGCUGCUGGCGAUCAUGGAAAGCAGGCAUGACAGCGAGAAUGCAGAGAGGAUCCUAUAUAACAUGAGGCCGAAAGAGCUGGUGGAAGUGAUAAAGAAGGCAUACCUACAAGGUGAAGUGGAAUUUGAGGAUGGAGAGAAUGGAGAAGAUCUUGCGGCAUCUCCAAGGAACGUGGGACACAAUAUUUAUAUACUAGCUCACCAGUUGGCUCGUCAUAACAAAGAGCUACAGAACAUGCUGAAGCCUGGAGGUCAGAUAGAGGGAGAUGAGGCUCUGGAGUUCUAUGCCAAGCACACGGCACAGAUUGAGAUUGUCAGGUCAGACCGUACAAUGGAGCAAAUAGUCUUCCCUGUACCCAAUAUAUGUGAAUUUCUCACCAAGGAGUCCAAGCUGCGGAUAUAUUACACUACAGAGAGAGAUGAACAAGGCAGUAAGAUCAAUGAUUUUUUCAUGAAAUCGGAAGACCUCUUUAAUGAGAUGAACUGGCAGAAGAAAUUGCGAGCUCAACCUUUCCUGUAUUGGUGUGCUCGCAACAUGUCCUUCUGGAGCAGUAUUUCCUUUAAUCUGGCUGUCCUUAUGAACCUACUUGUAGCAUUUUUCUAUCCAUUCAAAGGAAUUCGAGGAGGUACGCUAGAGCCCCACUUGUCAGGCUUGCUAUGGACUGCUAUGCUGAUUUCUUUGGCUAUAGUUAUAGCUCUUCCUAAGCCCCAUGGCAUCCGAGCCUUAAUAGCUUCUACAAUAUUACGGCUAAUAUUUUCAGUUGGUUUACAACCUACUUUAUUUCUUCUGGGUGCAUUCAAUGUUUGUAAUAAAAUCAUUUUUCUGAUGAGUUUUGUGGGUAACUGUGGAACCUUCACUAGAGGAUACAAGGCAAUGAUCAUGGAUGUGGAGUUUCUGUAUCACCUACUAUACCUUCUCAUUUGUGCUCUGGGACUCUUCGUACAUGAAUUUUUUUAUAGUUUGUUGCUCUUUGACUUGGUGUACAGAGAGGAGACCUUGCUGAACGUUAUUAAGAGUGUCACUCGCAAUGGGCGCUCCAUCAUCCUGACUGCUGUGCUUGCCCUCAUCUUGGUCUACCUGUUCUCAAUAGUGGGAUACCUGUUCUUCAAAGAUGACUUUAUCUUGGAAGUAGAUAAGCUCCCUAAUGAAACGCUAUUGCCAGGUCGCACAGAGGCAGGUGAAACUAUGACUGGGGAGUUUCUCUAUUCAGAUGUGUGUAAAGCAGGUAGUGGUGAAAACUGUUCUUCAAUCAUUCCUUCUGAACAGGGGAUUGCCGACGAGAUGGAGGAGGAGAAUAAGGAGCAUACGUGCGAGACGCUGCUGAUGUGCAUUGUCACGGUCCUGAGUCACGGGCUCCGCAGCGGGGGUGGAGUAGGUGAUGUGCUCAGGAAGCCGUCCAAGGAGGAACCUCUCUUUGCUGCUAGAGUGAUAUAUGAUCUGUUAUUCUUCUUCAUGGUCAUCAUUAUUGUCCUUAACCUGAUUUUUGGUGUGAUCAUUGACACUUUCGCUGAUUUAAGGAGUGAAAAGCAGAAGAAAGAAGAAAUUUUAAAAACUACUUGCUUUAUUUGUGGUCUGGAAAGAGAUAAGUUUGAUAACAAGACGGUCACAUUUGAAGAGCAUAUUAAAGAAGAGCACAAUAUGUGGCACUACUUGUGCUUCAUUGUGUUAGUAAAAGUAAAAGAUUCAACAGAAUAUACAGGACCAGAAAGUUAUGUGGCAGAAAUGAUCAAGGAGAGAAACCUUGACUGGUUCCCCCGAAUGCGAGCCAUGUCGCUGGUGAGCAGUGACUCGGAAGGAGAGCAGAACGAGCUGAGGAACUUGCAGGAGAAGUUAGAGUCCACCAUGAAGCUCGUGACCAAUCUCUCUGGCCAGCUCUCAGAGCUGAAAGAUCAGAUGACAGAACAGAGGAAGCAGAAACAGCGUAUUGGUCUCCUAGGACACCCUCCUCCCAUGAAUGUGAACCCACAGCAACCAGCAUAAAUCCGAAGGGUCACUUAUCCCUCUUGCAAGAAUACGAAUAAUGCUAAACGAGUUCAGAUUCAACCGCUAAGGCUGCUUCUGUGUAUGUUUAGUUCAUUUUGUAAAUAACAUGUUUUUAUACUAUAUGUAUAUGACUGCUACUAUAUAAAGUUUUGGGCAUAUGUAUUGUAAUUAGAACUGUUGGCACACGAUGGAGGUUAUACUUGUGCCAAAACUAUCAAAAUUGCCUUUUUAUUGGAAGGACUAAAGAGAGCACCUGAAUUGCACUUGAAAAGAAUAUUUGACUACGUGACAUGUAUUUUGUAUUUAAAAAAAAAUAGAAUAGCUGGUAUUUAUGUUUUUAUACAAUUGUGCAAUAUGAAUUAUGCAAUCACAAUAUAUUUGUAACUCCUAAAUGUCCUAAAGGGAGUGCACAUCUUUGAAUAUGGUGUGUUAGUACAAUGUAAUAAAUGGUAUGAAAUUACAGGUGUAAAUGAGGCUGCUGCAAAAUAGUGUUACUGGUGAUUUUUCAUACCCCUGGACAUUUUUGUACCAUGUGUGUAAAUAUCCUGCAAUGCCAUAUCUGUUGCCUCUUCCUCCCAGAGAUAACUCUGGGAAUUCAUGAGCUGUUAAAUUAGUAUCAAUUAAGCAAAACAUUACUUUGAAGUGUCCAAAUCAGGAAAGCAGGAGGUAUUUUUCAAGUGUUUUCUUCAAAGUAGUGAGGCUAGAAGAGCUCAGAUACCAGGUUUUUUAAACGCUAAAUUUUCUUAAAGGGAACUUUUUAUGCAAAACAAAAGUUUGGGAUGAGUAUGCACUACUGGUGAAUCAGCGCAGUCUCCUACUGGCAUUUUGUGCCGUGACACUUAAAAACCUAUACCGAGGCUGUCCAGGUUUCGCAUUCUCAGUGUAGACUCCUUCCUUUUAUUUUUUCAUUAGAGACCUAUGUGCCUGCUAAUGUUUGAACAAACAGGCGUUGCACCAAUUGAAAUAUGAACUAUCCCAUUAGGACUGUAGUUUGAGCACUGAUAUAUGUAAUACUUGUGAGAGAGCCAGUUGUUUUGAGAUUUUGUCCCAUCCCUUUCUUUCCCUCUCCAUUUGGUCACUGUUUCUUUGGUUUCUGCUUCCAGAGAGUAUGAGAGAAAGCUCUUCCUCCCCUUCCCCCUCCAAUUCAUUGCAUAGUUUUAUACAUGGACCUCAUUUUACAAAAGCUAAUUUCUCUGCAAUACUGUCUACAAAAUAAAAAAGCUACAGAGCUAUUAAAAUUUGUAAAUGCAUAAAUAUAGGUAUUUAAAUAAAUGAUGCAAAAUGUA